Messenger RNA from Pyrus x bretschneideri (Chinese white pear), 2180 nucleotides. RefSeq names its product GTP-binding protein OBGC, chloroplastic. The coding region runs from base 40 to 2001 and encodes 653 amino acids. Gene Ontology annotation, molecular function: magnesium ion binding; GTP binding; GTPase activity. The transcript is spliced from 6 exons. Gene Ontology annotation, cellular component: mitochondrion. NCBI's taxonomy places the organism in Eukaryota, Viridiplantae, Streptophyta, Magnoliopsida, Rosales, Rosaceae. The record is from RefSeq and is a predicted model, not a curated record.
AAAACUCAGGAGUUUCGUUUCACUUUGCCGCGCCUGAAAAUGGCGACCAUAUCCAUAAGCUUCUGCCCGUGCGCCAUGGCUCGCCCGAGGGUCCCACAGACUCGCAAGCCUCCGAAUAAGAAGCAGGUAACUCCGAGGCCUAACCCUAACCCUAACGUCAGGCUGAAGGGUCGAACCGGCGCGAAGCAGUUGUCCUCCGUUGGCGUCGAGGCCACCACCUACACUCGCCUGCCUCCCAGAGAGGAUUUCUCUCUCCCGUCCCUCGAUGCGUCGUUGUUGGAGUUCUCGUCUGAGGUGAAGCUCUCUGAGUCAAAUGCCGCAUUGGUGGUUGAGAAGGAGAUUGAUUAUUUAAGCAGCGACGAAGAGGAGGAGGAAGAAAGUGGCACAUAUAAGAAAUUAGGGAUGAAUUCUGGGAAAUUUGAGGUCUUUGAUGGGAAUUACGAUUCUGAACUGGAUGAGGAGGAGGAGGAGGAUGACAGUGAUGGUGAAAUUGACGGCGAACUGGAAAAUGUUUAUCAAAACGACGACGGUGAGUUCCUAGGGUUCAAGGAGGGCAAAGCUGUGAAUUUCUCCGGUAAUGAGGGUGAAUUGGAGGAAGUGGAAGUGAAGGAGAAGGGAGUGCCAGCGGUAAUGCGGUGUUUCGACCGCGCCAAAAUCUUUGCCAAGGCAGGGGACGGAGGAAACGGCGUGGUUGCAAUGCGGCGGGAAAAGUUCGUGCCUUUGGGGGGACCUUCAGGCGGCGACGGAGGGCGAGGUGGGAAUGUGUAUAUGGAGGUGGAUGGGUCGAUGAAUUCACUUCUGCCGUUUCGAAACAGCGUACAUUUUCGGGCAGGGAGAGGUGAUCAUGGAAGAGGGCAGUCUCAGAAUGGGGCUAAGGGAGAGGACGUAGUGAUUAAGGUGGCGCCCGGGACUGUUGUCCGAGAGGCGGGGAAGGAUGAGGUGCUUCUGGAGUUGUUGCAUCCGGGGCAGCGUGCAUUGUUGUUGCCUGGAGGGAGAGGCGGGAGAGGAAACGCUUCGUUUAAAUCCGGGACAAAUAAGGUCCCCAGGAUUGCUGAGAAUGGUGCAGAGGGUCCCGAGAUGUGGUUGGAGCUGGAACUAAAGCUGGUUGCAGAUAUUGGAAUAGUGGGCGCCCCAAAUGCAGGGAAAAGCACACUUUUGAGUGUGAUAAGUGCUGCUCAGCCAGCAAUAGCAAAUUACCCCUUCACAACUUUACUUCCCAAUCUGGGUGUGGUUUCGUUUGACUAUGAUUCUACAAUGGUAGUAGCAGAUCUGCCAGGUUUACUUGAAGGAGCACACCGCGGUUUCGGUUUGGGCCAUGAGUUCCUACGGCACACUGAGAGGUGUUCUGCCCUGAUACAUGUCGUAGAUGGCUCAUCACAACAGCCAGAAUUUGAGUUUGAUGCAGUACGUUUGGAGUUGGAACUGUUUAGCCCUGAAAUUGCUGAAAAGCCUUAUGUAGUUGCGUUUAAUAAAAUGGACCUUCCAGAUGCAUAUGAAAACUGGUCAUCAUUCAAAGAAAAUUUAGAAUCUCGUGGGAUUCGUGUUUUUUGCAUGAGUGCAGUGAAAAGAGAGGGUACUCAUGAAGUGAGCUGUGCUGCUUAUGAGCUUCUACGAGAACAUAAAGUGGCCGAGGAGGAGUUCCCAGACCCGGUCAAUUUGAAUCAUGUAGCUGAGAUGGUGCGUAAGCAGCAAACUGCGUCUAUUAAUGAGUUUGAGAUCACUCAUGACAGCAGUAGCAAUACUUGGCAUGUUGUGGGAUCUGGGUUGCAACGCUUUGUUCAAAUGACGAAUUGGAGAUAUGUGGAUUCUGGGAGAAGGUUCCAGCAUGUUCUGGAUGCUUGUGGCGUGAACAAAUCUCUUAUAAAACUUGGUGUGAAAGAAGGCGACACGGUGAUUGUUGGAGAUAUGGAAAUGGUAUGGCACGAUGCUGCAGAUAAUUCCAGUUUUUCAAGUUUUAGGAAAGGAUCCACAGAAACAACCAAGUGGCCUCAAUGGAAGUGAGCUCGUGGUCUCGUGUGUUAUUUCACUGCUAACCGAUAGAAAUAGAAGGGUAUCAGCUCUUGCAAUUUGUUUCUCUUCUCCAUAUACGAUCUCGACACAACUCAUGAAAUUCAGUAACAUCUGUUGAAAGAAUGAAACAGGCUUUGAUGUAUUUAUAGAAAAUUUUAGUUAUCCUUUCA